CGCGCCGCUUAGUUCACUCGUUGAACGAAUCUCGUUCGUUCGCCAGUUUCGUGCGCCGCGUUCGCGAGUGCAGUGCUACCAAUGGUACCAUGGCCUUAAAAAAGGAUUUCGACCUGCCAAGAAACAUUUUCAAAGUGAAACUACCUAAAUCGGUGAAAUUACAACAAGCGUUCGACAGGCUGUUCAAAAAGAAUAGCUACACCAAAAUAGUGCAAAGUUAGUAUGGCUGGUGACAGUGUUGAAAGCAAACCCCAUUUUAUUACAACAGAGACAGAGUUUAUAGGCAAAGGUGAUCAUACACACACAAAACAUAGAAGGAGUAGAAGUAGAAGCGCAAACCGUUUGACACCUUCAGCGUUAAGUUUGUCCGACGAACAUUUUUACCAAGACCUCGAAGAUUACGUGAAAGAAAUGACGAAUACAACAGAAAAUAUGGAACCAGACGUGUGGACUCAGCUGCAGCAGAAAGAGUCCGAUUUGCUGCUGGCAGCAGAGUUGGGGAAAGCACUUUUGGAUAAAAAUGAGGAGUUGAAAAAGGAGCAGGAGAGGAUUACAGAGGAAUACUCCAAAAAACUUGAGGAGUUGGAGCAAGAGAAGCACCUGCUGAGAUGUCGGCUGGACACGACACAGGGCGAAUAUGAGGCGCGCAUACUGGAACUGCAGAAUGACAUUCGGGAGCUCACCACCAAGAUCGGCUCAAGGGACACUUCGGUCAAACAGCGCGAUGAAGAGAAAGCCAGCCUUAUUGCGGAUCUGACGGCACAGAACUCGCGGCUGACCGCACAGCUGAAGGAAUCUUCUGCAACGGAGGCGCAGUUGAUGGCACAGCUGGAGGGCCUGAAGGAUCAGUGUUCCAUGAGGAAGACAAGUCUGCAGGACCACGUACACAGCCUGUCAUCCCUCAAAGCAGAGCUGGCUCUGGUGAGCGACAAGAAGGCCGACCUGGAGCGGAGAUUGACGGGGUCCUUGCAGGACAAGGAAAACCUCACGCAGCAGUUAGAAGAAGCCCACGACAGGAUCGUGGCUCUCGAGAGGCAACUCAAAGAACAGGAACACCUCUACCACAACACCCUCAAAGAGCUCGAACGCCUCCAACGCUCGCACGACACCUUAGCCGAGAGGAUCGGCACCCCAGACGCCACAGAUGUCACUGAAUCAGCCAGAUCCCUACAUGCUGAGAUGGAAACUGAGCCAGACGAUGAUGAUGAUGAUGGGUGGCUAAGGAAGGAGGCGGUGCAGGUUUAUAAGCAGUUGAGGUCGCUGUCGCUGCAGUUGAAUACGGGGCAUGAUGAUGAUUCAGGCCUACACUCCGACCUAUCCAUCUCGUCUCUCGACGGCGACGAAGCCUCGACCCUCCGCCGCGGCGCCCUACUCGCCGCCUGCGCGGACGCGGUGGCCGCGUACGCAACGUUGGAGGGAUCUAGAGUGCGCGACUCCAUCGCCGCGCAUGCGCGUAGAGCGUUAGACAGAGAGAGGCAGAUUGAUGAGAAGAACGAAGUGAUCGCGGAUCUAUCGUCUAAGUUAUCCGUGGCAGAAGUAGAGCUGCGCGCUGCGGCUGAAGAGAGAGACAAACUGCUCAACGACGCCAACUACAGCAGCCUCCAGAACGACGAGGCCGUCACUCAGGCCAGGCGGGAGAGGGACGAGGCGAUAGAGAGGAAGAAGACAGCUGAGGUAUCGCUCGCCAAGACCCGAGUGGAGCUGAUGCAGGCCAACAGCCAGCUGUACGAGGCGGUGCGGCAGAAGGUGGACUUGGGUCAGCAGCUGGAACAGUGGCAGAUGGACAUGCAAGAGCUGAUCGACGAGCAGAUGAAGCACAAGCUGACGUCCGAGAAGCGCCGCAAGCUGCCGGAGCCGCCGGCGCCGACGCGCGCCUCGCGCCUCCUCGGAUUUUUUCAACGGUGAUCUGUUGCACGCUCUUGGGGCCUCUAGCCAUAGACAAAACCAUAUCAACUAUCACACUGUUAAUCGUUCAACAAUACGACCCCUUUACAUUUAAUUUCAUCGCCGCUUUCGGCCUGACUUUUUACGACA
Messenger RNA from Cydia splendana, 2034 nucleotides. RefSeq names its product bicaudal D-related protein homolog. NCBI's taxonomy places the organism in Eukaryota, Metazoa, Arthropoda, Insecta, Lepidoptera, Tortricidae. The transcript is spliced from 9 exons. Bases 223 to 1905 code for a protein of 560 amino acids. The record is from RefSeq and is a predicted model, not a curated record.